Molecule: messenger RNA, 2042 nt
Organism: Drosophila montana
Lineage: Eukaryota; Metazoa; Arthropoda; Insecta; Diptera; Drosophilidae
Gene: wgn
Product: wengen
Exons: 5
Coding region: 581-1780 (399 amino acids)
Source: RefSeq, a predicted model, not a curated record
GUUUUCAAAAUUUGUACAAUCGCAUGUGGAAACGCGACGGCACUUGAAACGAUGCCAUUGCCAUGCCUGGUUGUAUACUUACCUAGAUGCUUAAAUACAUACGAUUAUACGGAUACUCACACACACGUACACACACGCACACACAUGCACACAUGUAUGCAUAUAGUUUUGCAUAGAAUGUGAUUUAUAUGCCCGAUGCGUUAGUUUAGUGAGUCGCGAGUGUUUCAUGUUUUUUUGUUGUUUUUUAAAUGCACUUAAAGAGAAAAAAGUUACGCAAAAGUGUCAACGAAAUGCAAAGGAAAAGUUUAAGAAAUUGUCAGUGCAUGGCGACUAAUUAAUUGAUUGAUUGAUUGAUUGAUUGAUUGAUGAUCGAAGUGUAACAACAACAAGAGCCGCAGCAUAAAAGAUGCAAGCAGCUAAUUAAAAAGCCAACGAGGAGAACAACAACAACAACAACUACAACAACUACAACAACAACAACAACACACUAUAUAUAUGCAUAUAUGUAUAUGUGUAUAUAAUCAAAAUUAAGGAAAACCGCAAACAAACGAGCGAAAGAGAAAAAAACGAAAAAAGAAAGAUGCAGCCGUUAAUACAAGGCGGCAGCGCAGCCAGCAGAGCAGCAGCAGCAGCCGCAACGAAAUUAACAGCAACGAGUAGCAGUAAAUGUAACAGUAACAGUAACAACAACAACAACUUAACAUUAGCUAUAAUGCGCACAACAAAAGCAACAGCAACAACAGAAACAAAAACAAACACAAACUCCAAAUUUCACAAACGUCGACGAAGGCGACAGUGCAGUCAGCAGCGCAGCAGCAGCAGCACAACAACAGCAACAAUAACAGCAAGAACAAUCCGAAGAAGAAGCAGCAUCCCAUAUCUAAGCAGAACUGGCGCCUAUCUGACGCUAUUGCUCCUAACCACAACAUGUUCCUUGUGCGCUGUUGCCGCCGCAUCCGCUGCCACCGCCACCGCCGUCGCCGCUGCCGCUGCCUCUGCCGCUGGCUCUGCCACGAAUAGCGCCAGCGCCAAUGGCUUUGUUGUGCCCAGUUCACCCUGUGAACCGCAGCACUGGUGGGAUCAGCUGCAGCACAAGUGCACGCCCUGCACCAUCUGCCAAGGCGAGAUGAUACCGCAUCGCCCGUGCCAGCUGCACAUCGAUACCGUUUGCAGUUCCAUUUACGAUCUGCCAAUCGAUUGGGUGAGGGUGUCCAGAACGGAGCCAAACUGGAAGGAGCGCCGAAAGUCUUCGGAAUAUGAGCGUCCCGAUUAUCCAACGCCGCUGCAGCACUUGACCCACGAGCAGCUGCAGCAGCUGCACGAGGAGGCAGCCGCUGCCUUGCCCCUCGACUGGCAGACGGGCGCACUCUUUAUCGCGGCGCUCGCCUGCCUGCUUUUCUUUUCGGUGGCCGCCUGCAUACUCAUCCAUCAUAUGCGCCAGUGGCGCCGCAUGGAGCGUCGAUUGGAUCAAGAUGUGGAAGAGUUGUCCACGAAGCUGAUGGCCAAGCUGGCCGAGGUGCAGAGUCUGGAUGGUGGCACCUUCUUCAUAGGCAAUGCGGAUGCGUUGCGCGGUCUGCCCGCCUCGGCAAUGACGUCGGCGUCGGCGUCAGCGUCCGCUGCGCAGUCGGGCAUCUUUCAGCCGCAACAUGUGCUGCUGCCUGUGGAAAAGCAUGCCAAGCAUCAUGAGCGACGCAUCUUGAGAACCCUGCAGCCGGGCAAUGUCUACAUCGAGGAGAGCAACGGAUUAGGAGCUGGUGUCUUUGCCGGCUCGAAGGGCUGAUGCUGCAGUCUGGCCAGGAGCUUGUUGGGAAAUACUUAAGUGUACGUACGUUGACGUCGAGUACAACAACAACAGCAGCAACAACUGCAGAAACAGCAACAACAGCAGCAACAACUUUGUACAAAGAGAACGCUGAGGGAGCUCGAGAGCUUGCAAAAUUUGGAGAAUUAUUUACGCGUACGAUUAAUAUAUACAUAUAUUUGCCUGAUAUUUAAUUUAAAUGUUAUGUUGACUUGUUUGUAAUGCAAAGGCACAGCAAUUU